GAAGUUGACACCAUGCUUCCCUUCAUAUUGGCCAUCUGUACAGUGCUCUCGGUAGUGCACGGACAAGACGUCGCGGUCGUUGGCUUCUCUGCUGGAAUUCCUGAAACCAAAACCAUCGCAAAGGACGAGAUUGUCAAGUUUCCUCAGGUUUUCGCCAACCACGGUAAUGGCUACGACAAUAGCACUGGCAUCUUUACUGCCACCAAGCCUGGUCUGUACUACUUCACCCUCAGUGCCGUAUCUCAAAAACAAAAAGCAUUCGGCUUUAAACUGUACUACAACGAAGCUCAUACCUUCAAAAUCUACGGAGUAGGUUCGGAUCCUUCUGUCAUGGGAGCUAAUUCCAUCCUUCUGAGGUUGAAGUCACGUGACAGAGUCUAUGUCAAGACAUUUUUUGAGUCGCACAUCUUUGGCGACAGCGAGGGUACUUACGCCAUCUUCAACGGGUUUCUGGUGACUCUAUAG
Candidula unifasciata is the source of this 465-nucleotide messenger RNA. The record is from the annotation of a GenBank genome assembly. Lineage: Eukaryota; Metazoa; Mollusca; Gastropoda; Stylommatophora; Geomitridae.